AUGAACUGUGGAAUAGAAUUGACUGGAUGGAAUCACUUGCCAUGCUUUGCCUAUACUCUAAAUCUCGUUGUUCAAGAUUCUCUUGGUGCAGAACCUGGGCUGUCAGUGAUAAAAGAGAAAUGUAAAGCUAUUGUUGCUCACUUUCACAGGAGUACUAAGUCAUCAGAAAAACUCCGGAGUACUCAACAACAGCUAAACAUGCCAGAGCUCAAGCUCAUCCAAGAUGUAGUAACCAGAUGGAAUUCUACAUACUUGAUGUUUGAGAGAAUUUUAUCUCAACAUGAGGCAGUCACAACAACACUUUGUCUUUUAGGAAAGGCUGCCAUGUGCAUAUCAACUGAGGAAAAAGAGAGCAUCAGUGAAGCACUUGUCCUACUCAAACCCUUUCUUCAAGCUACAGAGGAAAUAAGUGGUGAUAAAUACAUAUCAAUAUCAAUAAUCAUACCUUUGACCAAAAUGCUUCUAAAAGCAACCUCAAAUGGUCCAAAUGUACCUCUACGGCCAUUACUUGUUCAGGAACUCAUGAGGAGAUUUUCUCAGGUUGAGCAAAGAUAUACUAUGGCCGUGUCCACACUCCUUGAUCCAAGGUUUAAAAAGUUAGCAUUUGCUGACUCAGCUGCUGUGGAUCAAGCAAUCAGAAGACUGAAGAGCGAGGUUAUAGACUUGAUGUCAGCUGUGCCAGCAAAUGAUGAGUUAAGAAAUGAUGAUGACACCGAGUCGGCCAGCGCCGGGCCACCACCGACAGAGGAUAGCCUAUGGGCUUCAUUUGACAGGAAGGUUUGUCAAGCUUCUUCACACAGGACAGACUCAACUGAUAGUUUCAUUGAGGUCAAGAGAUACUUUGAAGCUAAAGUCAUUGCCAGAAAGGACAACCCACUUCUAUGGUGGAAAGAAAAUGGACAUCAAUUUCCACACGUCAUGAAAGUAGCUAAAAAGUACCUCGCAAUUCCACGGUCAUCAGUACCAUCUGAACGCCUUUUUUCAAAGGCAGGAGAACUUAUUUCUCAAAGAAGAAGCCAGCUGAAACCAAAGAACGUGGACAUGAUAUUGUUCUUGAACAAAAACUUGCCUUUGUUUAAUGUUUAA
Molecule: messenger RNA, 1086 nt
Organism: Amphimedon queenslandica
Lineage: Eukaryota; Metazoa; Porifera; Demospongiae; Haplosclerida; Niphatidae
Product: zinc finger BED domain-containing protein 4-like
Exons: 1
Coding region: 1-1086 (361 amino acids)
Molecular function (GO): protein dimerization activity
Source: RefSeq, a predicted model, not a curated record